Molecule: messenger RNA, 7436 nt
Organism: Formica exsecta
Lineage: Eukaryota; Metazoa; Arthropoda; Insecta; Hymenoptera; Formicidae
Gene: Kr
Product: protein krueppel-like
Exons: 3
Coding region: 415-1962 (515 amino acids)
Cellular component (GO): nucleus
Source: RefSeq, a predicted model, not a curated record
UGUUGGGUUAGGUCAGCCCAGAGUAGACAUCGUCGACCGACAUUGUCGGUCAAUCUUGUGAUCGGAGCACGUCUCCGCUUGUUUAUACGCUAGUAGAUAGUGAUUGAAUAUAGACAUAUUUACGGGAUAUUUUCGCGGUGGUAUCGGCCGUUGUCGGCCUUAUCGUACAUUGGAUGUUUCCAUUCGCCGGAGUAAGUUUACCGUGUAGAUUAUAAAAAAAGUAUCCGUCUUUUCCAGAAGAGGAAAAACGAGAAAAUAAUUGAGCAUAACAAUUGUUAUCGAAUUUAUUUUAAUCGCUCCAUUCAUCGCGUCGCGUAAUAUUUUGCGCUUUCUUCUCCGUAUCUCGUCGUCGCAAGUGAUCAUAUUGUGCUCGGCAAGAGUGGAUGGAGUGUCAAAGUGAAGAAAGCUCGUCGCAUGGAUUGUAGCAUGGCAUUGUCCUAUUUUCAAGGGACACAAAUUUACGCAGGAUUCCUGAUCAAUCAGCAUCUGAGCAUGAUGCAGGACGCCGAGCAGCAACCGUUUAACAAUAAUGUGUCGCUAUAUCCGGAACCGAUAUCAAGAUCGGUGGCAAGAUUAUCGGUACUGAACCAGGACUUUCUCACCACUCAAGCGCUGAUAAAGGCAGGACUUCCUCCGUUGCACAGCUUAGCCGCGGCUUCGUCGUUCUUCAAUCAGAAUCUCUUCGUGGACUCGCCAAAUUGGCGAAGACAACAGUCGGCCGGAUCCCCGCCGCCCUCCUCCGUUCAUAUAUCGCCCAUAGUAUCGCCGACUCUCAGCACUUCCAGCAAUUCCACGUCGCAGCGCCUCAGCAUUACCGCCGCCAGCGGCAGCAUCAACGGCGACGACGACGAUAAUAAUCAUAAUAAUAAUAACAACAACAACAAUGUGCCGGGCAGCAAAAAAGGUGGCAGAAGAAAGAGAAAAUCGACCCAGAAUCAACCGUUGAGCACAGAACCGAUCGUUGACCAGCAAAGCACGUUGCAAGGUGUAGCCGAGCUCAACAUCGAACCAUCUCCAACUCCGACUGUUAAUUCGGAGACAGGAUCUCCAACCAUCAGUCCUGAGACAGUAGAGAAAAAGAAUAAGAAGCAAAAUUUUAUUUGCAAUGUGUGCAAGAGAGGUUUCGGUUAUAAACAUGUGCUGCAGAAUCACGAACGCACGCACACUGGCGAGAAGCCUUUCCAGUGUCCGGUAUGCCAUAAAAGAUUUACAAGGGACCAUCAUUUGAAAACACACAUGCGACUUCAUACAGGCGAGAAACCUUACUGCUGCAAAUUUUGCCAGCGGCGAUUUGUCCAGGUCGCGAAUCUCCGUCGUCACGUGCGGGUACACACAGGCGAGCGUCCGUACCUUUGCAGGCAUUGCAAUAAUCGUUUCAGCGAUUCGAAUCAGCUGAAGGCUCAUGUAAUGGUACAUAAUGGUGAGAAACCGUACGAAUGCGAAACUUGCCAUGGACGAUUCAGAAGGCGACAUCAUCUGCAUCAGCAUAGAUGCAACGGCGACAGUAACGGCGGCGACGAAGCGCAAGAAUUUGAAACCGAACCGGAGAACGACGAUAUCGAUAUCGACGGCGAGGAGCAGGAGGAAGCGGAGAAUAUGUCGCACGCCGCCCAGGAAAUUCUUAGAAAGCCGACUCGUCGUGCAUUACCCAGCCCAAUAGUCGACAUCGCUGCGCAGAUCCUUAAUCUACCCGGGCCGUCGAACGCUCAACCUCCCGGACCGUCGAUCGUUCUACCCGAGCAAACCGAGCCCGAGGAUCUAUCCAUGUCCAGGUCACGCAGACACUACUCCAACAGCAGCAACGAUUCGUCGUUGAGCCGUAGCCUCAGCAAAGAUAGCAGUCCUGAACAAGAGGACGAAAAGUACGAGGCCAGCCUGUUCCUAAGACAUACUCGCGCCACGACAAAACGACAACCGUCAUCGCGACAACCGUCAUCGCGACAACCAAGAAGCAACCCCUAACGCCGAUCAGGUGGAGUUUCAGAUAUCUAGUGGAGUUUCAGCGAUAGAAAAAAGUAUCCCGUAAUCGCUUUUCCGUAUCUACCUCUUAUUGUAUCGUUGAAUUUUAAAUAAAUUUGGAUGAUGAUCACGAUUCUCCAUUUUGCUGAACUAGAUAUAUAAUAAAUUUAUUCGCGCGAUUUUAAACAAUUCUUUUUGCGAUUGCUACAUAAAUCGCAUAAAUAUAUAAAGAUGAAAAUCUUUAAAAACCAACGAAAAUGCGCGAAACACUGCAAGGAUACGUAAUAGUCGAACUAUACCUGCGCUUGUCUUUCUUUUCUUAUAAAAUAGUCGGCACAGUUAAAAGAUAAACGAAGGUCUACGGAUAUUAACUUCUUUGAGGAACGGUAUCCCUAUUAUGUCAAGCAAACUAGAAAAUCUUGAUCAUGUCCAGUGUCCGAGUCGAUUUAAAAUUCAAACCGAUCUCCACCUCCGUUACUUCCCACAAUUUCGUCUUGAUCGCAGAGAAUAAGACUCGCAUAAUCGAGAUCUGCUUCUCCGAUUUCCGCCUGCUAUCCUUCGGACGCGCACAGCCGGCUCCGUUAAACAAUCCUUUUCAAAGAGUCCUAGUUUUUUAUGCUAGUUGGCCUCCUCUCGGCCGGUGCGCGUCUUUCGCGCGAACCAGUUUUUCGCGCGAUGAGAUACAUUGGGUCGUGCCGAAAAAUUUUACAGCCGGUCACCGGUCUCUUUUCCUCGAGGCAGAUACGCGCCGCAUCUCCUCGAGAUCUUUUGCCGCUAUUCAAUGCUCGUGAUUUAUGUCCGCGCCGUAGUAUGCAGAUUUUCUAUUCUGACCGCCGACUCGAGGCCACCUAGACACUUCUGUCGAAUCUGUUACGCAUUUCUGGAACAAGACUCCUACACUCCCAUUUCCCAAUUCCCGUUUAGUUUUUCUUCGAUGCGGCGAGAAAGCACGAACAUCUCGAGUUAUAAACUUCACUAUGUCUUUGCGCCCCGCUGGAUGAAAUGGGAGAAAAAGGAGAAGAAAGGAAAACACGACGUCUACAUGUUGCAUGAAUAUCGCUCGGAAUACCGGGUAGGCUAAAUUACCCUCGUUUAUCUUUUGACCGUUUUAUAAAGAAAGAACGACAAGCGCAGGUAUAUAGCUCAACUAUUGCGUCUUCUUGCAUUGUCUCGUAUUUUCGCUGGUUUAAAAAAUUUUCACUUUUAUAUAUUUAUGCAGUUUAUUUAGCAGUUUAUGCAGCAAAAAAGAUAGUUUAAAAUCGCGCGAUAUAUAAAAUAGAAACUAGUUUAAUUCGAGUUAUUUCUUAUUUUUUUCUUAUAUUUUUAAUUUUUAUAGUUCUUAUAUUUCUAAUCUUUGUCUUUUUGAUGUGCGCGUGCUUAAUUAAGGCUUAAGUCAUUUUAUCGAGAUCCCUUUUUCGAAACAUUAAGGAAGUAAUUGAAUCCAAAACAAUUAUUAUAUUCGUUUUUUUAAACGUUCUUUACGCGUUAUAAAAUUUGUGGCAAAUACCAUGCUAUGGAUUUUUUUUUAGUUUCUCAUACCAUCUGUUACACUUUCCUCACAUACUUAAAAAUGUCAUUGACCUCUACAAUGAUAUUUAUUAGUCGUUUAUGUGGGACCAUUCAAGAGUCAUUUUUAUAUCCUGCUCUUAUUCUUGUUUCGCUCUUCUAUGCACACGUUUUUUUAAAUCUUUUUAUGGCACUUCUUUUUAUGUUGUCUUUAUAAAACUUACAAAACACAUUUGUGAGUGAAUCCAUGAAAUGUUAUCUUUCUCUAAAACUAACACAAUCAGAGAAAUACGAGAUACAAAAACGAAAAACUGCAGACUUUUGAUGAUAAGAUAGACGAAAUUUUCGAUUUAUGCAUAGAAGAGAGCAAAAAAAUUUAUUGCAUGGUACAUAAAAUUUAUAAUAUAUAAUAAUAUUCAAAAAGACAAAAAGAAUGAUUAAGUCUGAUUACUUUAUUUCCUUGUUUCAUAAAGAGAAAUCUUGAUAAAAUGGCUAAGUAUAUCUGAUCCAGAAACGCGGAAACUUUCUACAAAAUAUAUUCAUUAUCUCAGUAUAAUUUUGGGACAUGAAUAGUUUGGAACUUUAUUGAAAUGGUGUUAUAUACGGCUUCACGAAAAUUAACCAUCGAAUCUCACUGAUAGAUACUCUCAGAUUUCGCGAAUGUAGUUUGAAUACUACAAACAAAUAAUCUAAUUUUAACCUCUGCUGAAUGCGGGCAAUAAUACCGUCGGGAUAUUUUCAAGUUCUCGAGUUUAUUGUAUAUAGAAACAUCUUCCAAUUCUUCCUAAAUGAAAGAUCAUAUAAACACUCGAUUUACAAAUACUUUACGCGUCUUUGUCUUUUCAUUUUCUUCUUUUGGCAAAUAACAUAAUGUACGUUUAAAUAUUGUGAUAAAAAAACAUCCGAAAUUUUUUGCAUUACAAAAAAUGAAUAAUUGUUCCUCGCGAUUAGACUGCAACAAAAUAAAAUUUCGGAACAGAAUCUCGUUCUUCACAAAGAGAACAUUUCCAUGACGCUUUUCGAUUAAUCGCGACUCUCUUACGCGCGUUUAACGCCGGUAAGUCGUCUCUUCGUUCCGUCGCUAGCUAUCGAGGGUGAGACCGGUUUUCGCCUCGCGAUUGUUGCAAACUAGCCACAAGUAAAAUCGUUAAGCGUUCUCAGUCACGACACUUAACCGUACAUUCGUUCAUCUGUCACCCACCGAAAGAAGAAAAAAAAGAUAAAGGCGCGCGCGAGACUCUUACAUUUGUGAAUUCAGUCUGAUCCUCUAUUCAGAAGAAAGGAGAGAAUAAUUCUCCUUAUGACAAUAAACUAUAGGGAAUUUGAUGUAAGAUCUACUUUUCUUUCAAAGCCUGCUAGCUUCUUGAAUUUUUAAGCCUUUUGGCGGUGAAAAUAUUUCGACGGUAUCAUCGCACGACAGAUGCAGAGAUAACAAUUAAAUUAUUAAUUACUAGCAUUCGAGUUGCAUUCGCGAAAUCAGAGAAUACGAUUAGUAAUUGUUAUAAAGAUUGAAUAUAAUAUCGUUUUGAUAAAAUUUUAAACUACACAAAAAAUGAAAAAAAAAAAAAAAGUUAAAAGUGAACCUGCGUAAGCAGAUCCGACAGAAAUGUAAGUUACAAAUAUUUGGAAUUAGCAAUCUUUAGUUUUAAGAAUUUUUAUAAAUUUAUAUAUCCCAAGGUAUUCUUGCAUUCGACAUAUAAAAUAUAUAUAUGUACACGUAAAGUGUUGAAUUCAUAUCCCAAAAUUAUACUGAGAUAAUGAUAUAUUUUGCGAAAGCUUUCCUCUCUGGUUUUACUUUCAGGUUUCCUCUGCAUAUUCUGGAAUUGUCAUAUAAUUCCUUCAAUUCGAUAACAUGGGACGCGAACAACGUCGAACAAAAUUAGAAUAAUGCGUUAUUUCCGGUUUUACCUCUUGAUUGAUAAUUAUAACUCGUGAGUCAAAAAGUUGGCUAUAUGAAAUUAUAUACAAAUAUCAAUUUAAUUACAGUACAUGUAACAAACGACAUAUGAACAAAUGUAUGUAAUCGUAAUUAUAUUUUAUAGAGUAUUUGAGCGAUUAGAAUACGGAAUAUAAAGAGAUAUAUAGUUAUCACAAGAACAUAAUUCUAUCUUUUGAUAACAUUAUGGCACCUGAUAUAUUUCAAGAUAUUAAGAGUCUUUGAUUUUUCUUUGCGUUAUUAUUUGCUUGGUAAUUCAUCGUUAUUUUUGCUAUCAUAGCAUACGUACAGUACGUUUUGUGUACUUUAGUGCUUAGACAGAUGUCGGAUAUCUCAUAUAUUCUAGACUCUGGAAUCUAACUAGGAGUCUAACAUGAUUAAGUCGGUUCGCUCAGAUAUAAUUAUCAAUCAAGAGGUAAAACCGAAUAAUGGACGUUUUAGUUUUUAUUCGACGUCGAUCGCGUGUAUCACCGAGUUGAAGGAAUUUGAUGACAAUUGAAGCCAUACAUUAUCCAAUUUCUAAACAAAUAUAUACUUGCGCGAUAUCGAAUACAAGAGUACCUUGAGAUAUAUCGAUUUCUGAAGGUUCCUACAAUUAAAGAUUGUUAGUUCCUAAUGCUGUUUGUAACUUAUGUUCCUUUCCAGUCCUGCUUAUGCAAGUCUGUUGUUUUUUUUUUGUUUCUAUAAACGGUAGUUAUACAAUAAUGAAAAUUGGGAUAUAUAUUGACGAGGCAAAGAACCACACGUGUCGUUAUACUUAUAUUAAUAUAGAGUUAUCGCUUGUCCCAUCGUAAUUAUUAUCGUUGUUGUCCUCUUAUUCUUAACGUGCAAAAACUAUGUAUACAUACAUAUAUUAUAUCUUUGUGUCGAAUAGUUGUAACGUACUACAAUAAUAUGAUGUUUGAAUUGAGAUUGCGUUAUACGGAUGAGGAUCGACGUACGACGAAAUAUAAAAUUAAAGUAAAAUAAGAAAUAAGAAUGCAAAUAUAUAUAUAUUAUUAUCGACAAAGGAAUAUAACUUGAACAAUCUGACUGUAGAAUAGAACAUUAAAUUUGAUUUAAAAAAAAAAAAGACAGAUUGCAGCAUUCGAAAAUAUUUGCACGUAUGGAUUAUUCAGAGAGAUAUAAAAAAGUAUAUGAAAUAUAAAGGAGAUUUAUCAUUUUUUAUACGUGAAUUUUUCAUCACGUAUCAAUAUGUUAUGAUGAAACUGUAACUUGAUUUUGGUGAUUCUAUAAAAUCUCUGACGACUUUGUAGAAUCAGUGACUAUCUUGGUGUGAACGAAAAAAAUAAAAAGAUUCUUUCAAUUAGGUAGGAUUUUAUAAAUGUUCUCUGGCGAUAUUAUAAUAUCAAUUGUUUAAUAUUUUAUUAUUAAUAAAAUUAAUAAAAAUAAUGUGAUUUUAUAAUAUAAGAAACCACCAGUGAAUAUAUUUGAUUAAAAAUUUCUAUUACACGCACGAACAUAAUCAAUGAUUCUACAGAGAAUUACCAGUGCUUUUAUAAAAACACCAAUUAAUCACUUUCAAGAUACGGAUCUCCAUUUUUUUUUUUUUUUGCUUCCUCAUAGAGGAAGCUUUGUUUUAUUUUUUUUUUUUCAUUACUUUAGUCAUUGCCAUAUAAUAUACUGCCAUACGUUAUACUGAUUACAAUUUAAACUCUGAUAUUUAUUUUUGUCUCUUAUAUCCUGUUCUCACGUUUCAUGUCUCGAUCUUUUCGUUGGGAAGAUAAUAUGCGCAUGACUAAUCAAUCGAAUUCUAUUAAAAGAGAUACAUUUUAUAUUAUCAAGCAGUUUUAGAAUUUCUACUAAAAUACAAUGUCGAUCAUCGGCCGUACUCCGUAUCCCAAUCAUUCGAGUACUCGACGAAAUGUACCUAUAAUUACGUAUACUUGUUCGUAUAUUUACAUGUAAUUAAGUUGAUAUCUAUAUAUAAUUUUGUACAGCCAAUCGCGCGGUGCGCGGGAAUUCGAGCGAAUUCGCCAAUUGACAGUGCCAAUUUUCCGCGGCGACAAGAAUGCGCGCAAAAAAAAAAAAAAAA